Molecule: messenger RNA, 2558 nt
Organism: Salarias fasciatus (jewelled blenny)
Lineage: Eukaryota; Metazoa; Chordata; Actinopteri; Blenniiformes; Blenniidae
Exons: 2
Coding region: 27-1166 (379 amino acids)
Source: RefSeq, a predicted model, not a curated record
UGUUAGACAUGAACUGAUGCUUGACAAUGAAUCCCAGAAGAAAACCUUUCAGUUCCUGUUGUUUCCACCCUUAUCUGUGUGUGUGUGUGUGUGUGUGUGUGUGUGUGUGUGUGUGUGUGUGUGUACUGAGGUCAGGCCUGUGGAUCAUCUGCAGCCUGGAGACGAUCAGAAGCUCCGCCUCCUGUGAGCCUCGUCCACUUCACCAGAACACUUCUUGUUGGUCCAGUACCGUGGAGAGGCGUGUCAGUGGCGUGUCAGUGGUGUGUCAGUGGCGUGUCAGAGGCGUGUCAGAGGUGUGUCAGAGGUGUGUCAGAGGUGUGUCAGUGGCGUGUCAGAGGCGUGUCAGAGGUGUGUCAGAGGCGUGUCAGUGGCGUGUCAGAGGCGUGUCAGUGGCGUGUCAGUGGCGUGUCAGUGGCGUGUCAGAGGCGUAUCAGAGGCGUAUCAGAGGCGUGUCAGUGGCGUGUCAGUGGCGUGUCAGAGGCGUGUCAGUGGCGUGUGUGAGGCGUGUCAGAGGCGUGUCAGUGGCGUGUCAGUGGCGUGUCAGAGGCGUGUCAGUGGCGUGUGUGAGGCGUGUCAGAGGCGUGUCAGUGGUGUAUCAGGCGUAUCAGUGGCGUGUCAGAGGCGUGUCAGUGGCAUGUCGGAGGCGUGUCAGUGGCGCGUCAGAGGCGCGUCAGAGGCGCGUCAGAGGCGCGUCAGAGGCGCGUCAGUGGCGUGUCAGUGGCGUGUCAGUGGCGUGUCAGUGGCGUGUCAGAGGCGUGUCAGUGGCGUGUCAGUGGCGUGUCAGAGGCGUGUCAGUGGUGUGUCAGUGGCGCGUCAGAGGCGUGUCAGUGGCGUGUCAGAGGCGCGUCAGUGGCGUGUCAGAGGCGUGUCAGUGGCGUGUCAGAGGCGUGUCAGUGGCGCGUCAGAGGCGUGUCAGUGGCAUGUCGGAGGCGUGUCGGAGGCGUGUCAGUGGCGCGUCAGAGGCGCGUCAGAGGCGCGUCAGUGGCGUGUCAGAGGCGUGUCAGAGGCGUGUCAGUGGUGUGUCAGUGGCGUGUCAGUGGCGUGUCAGAGGCGUGUCAGUGGUGUGUCAGUGGCACGUCAGAGGCGUGUCAGAGGCGUGUCAGUGGCGUGUCAGGGGCCAACAGAGUGGAUCCUGGUCAGUGGACUGGACUCUGGACUGGUUCUAAACCGCCUGUGGCGAUGGAGGCUGAACUCCUGGAGGACUCUUUGACCCUUCAAGCUGCUGGACGGUUGAGCAGCCGGAGCUCCUCCAAGAGCCGGCAAGCCGGAGGCCGCUGUGCCGGGGGGGGCGCUGUGCCGGGGGGGCCGCUGUGCCGAGGGGGCCGCUGUGCCGGGGGGCCGCUGUGCCGGGGGCUGCCCCUCCUGGGGCCGCUCCGUGUUGAGGACGGGCUCACGGUGGUUUGCAGGUGACCAGGACGCUGGCUGGCUGAGUUCUGGUUUGGGCUGGUUUUCUUUCACCAGCUGAGGAUCAGUCACUGCUUCGUCUUUGCCUGGAACCCCGGAUCCAGCAGCAGGCUGAUGGAGCUGAGAACCUGGAGGAGCCCCUCCCCCUCGGCGCUCAGCGGACCGCUGGCUGCCCGGUCAAACCGACUGACGAGUCUCUGGCUGCGGAAAUCCUCCCUGAUGAGGUUCAGACUCCAGCUACCUUCAACGUCACGACGCGGCGGACUUCAUGAAAACCGGAUCUUCGUUUAAAACUGUAUCAGCAGCGUUGUGCUCGCCAGCAGCUGAUAACCACCGAUCAGCUGUUCCGGUCAUUCACUUCUCCACCUGGUGGUACUGAUUGGUAUUACACUCUGUGAAACCGCCACACCCCCUGGAUCGCUUUAGGUUUGCUUUAGACCAGAUUGCACUUUGAAUGUAGCAUUCACUCAUUCAUUCAGUUAGGAGUUCAGUGUCUUGCUUAAGGGCACUUUGGCAUGUGGAUGAGGGAGAUGGGGAAUUGAACCAAAAACUUCUCAAUUGUGAAACGACCACUUUACCAGCUGAGGCUCCGGAGGAGUUGGUGUGAUUGGCAGAAAUCGGGACUCUUCCAGGGCUUCCGGGACGGGGUCGUCAUGACAACACUCCACAUGUCUUAUCUUCAGUCCAGCCACCAGAGGGCGCCAGCUACAGGUCCUUCAGCUGCAAUGCCACGCAGCUCCACAUGGUGGCAGCAAGUCCUCGCUCUGCUCCAGGUGUCCUCAGGACAGUCCUGGAGCCUGAACGCCAGAAUCCAGAUGAUCAGAUUCCAGACAGUCGGGACCCGGGGGGUCGGGAUCCGGGCGGUCGGGACCCGGGGGGUCCGGUCGGGACGGCGGUGGUGAAAACAGAAGCAGUGUUCGCGCAGAAGCACAAGGAGAAGACGUAGUCCAGCAUUAAUAUAUUCAGAGGAAAACCUUGCAGGCGGUCUCGGUUCUGCGCAGGCGGUCUCGGUUCUGCGCAGGCGGUCUCGGUUCUGCGCAGGCGGAGGAAUCCCGUUCGCUGAGGACUGCAGAUUGUUUUUAAAAUAAAUGGAAGCUUUUCUUUCUGGGUGUGGAAAAUAAACUGACGUUGAUCUAAACUGGACUCUGGUCUUU